Molecule: messenger RNA, 5659 nt
Organism: Hippoglossus stenolepis (Pacific halibut)
Lineage: Eukaryota; Metazoa; Chordata; Actinopteri; Pleuronectiformes; Pleuronectidae
Gene: polr1a
Product: RNA polymerase I subunit A
Exons: 37
Coding region: 120-5243 (1707 amino acids)
Biological process (GO): DNA-templated transcription
Cellular component (GO): RNA polymerase I complex
Molecular function (GO): DNA-directed RNA polymerase activity; DNA binding
Source: RefSeq, a predicted model, not a curated record
GUUUUGGUUUGACCUCAGACUGUCCCACGUGCGACACAGGAGCAGCUUCCCGUCGCGUGCAGUUUAUAACUAAACGCCAUGACUUUACUAUAACUACAGAAGUUUAGUAGUUCUACAACAUGUUGUUUGGAAAAGAUGUGCCGUGGCGGCGUUUGGAGGGCCUGACGUUCGGCAUGUACUCUGCCGAAGAGAUAAGGAAGUUGAGUGUGAAGGCGAUCACGAACUUCAGGUUCCUGGAUGGAGUUGGGAAUGUGGCUCCAAACGGUCUGUACGACUUGGCCCUGGGACCAGCAGACAGCAAAGAGGUGUGUUCAACCUGCUGUCAGGACUUCAACAUGUGUCCGGGUCACUUUGGACAUGUGGAUCUUCCUCUACCUGUUUACAACCCACUGUUCUUUGAUAAACUCUACCUGUUGAUCCGCGGGUCCUGUCUGGCGUGUCACAUGUUGACGUGUCCCAGAGCAGCCCUCCACCUGCUGCUGAGCCAGCUGAAGUUAGUGGACCAUGGAGCCAUGCUAGAUGUCUACACGAUAGAGCAAGUUCUUAACCAGUAUCUGGAAGAGAAUCCCAAAGCCUCUGGAGAUGAGAUUGCGCAGGUGCUGAAAGCGUUUACAGACAAAGCCCUCGGAGUGAACCCCGAAGGUCCGGAGAUCACCAAACCAAUUAAACAUCUUGUUGAAAAGAAGAGCAGUCUGAUAAAUGACUUCUGGAAGAUCAACAUGAAAACAAGGAAAUGUCCGUUGUGCAAGAGCGGAAGGUUUCCAGUACGUCGUGAGCACAACAGCAAGCUGAUUGUAACGAUGCCGUCAGGACUGCAGACCCCUGACAAUGCGGAUGAAGAUCAACUGGCUGGAAAGAAAGUGUACAUGACUGCCAGCACUGCCAGAGAACACAUCAACAGUCUGUGGGAGAAAGAAGGUUUCUUUCUGAGGUGUCUGUUCUCUGGGCUGGAGGAGUGUGAAGCAUCAGCAGAGGGAGAUAAAGGUUUCUAUCCUGACCUCUUCUUCCUGGAGCUGCUGGUGGUUCCACCUUGCAGGUAUCGUCCAAUCAAUCGACUUGGUGACCAGAUGUUCACUAACGGUCAGACAGUCAACAUGCAGGCUGUCAUGAAAGACUGUGGAAUCAUAAGGAAACUUCUGGCUCUCAUAGCCGGGGAAAAUGAUCCUCAGGAAGAAGAGGCUCCUGAACAGACAGACCAGUCGUUCCUGGCUGGGAUCACCGGACAGACUUUGACAGAUAAACUCUACAACAUCUGGAUCCGACUACAGACCCACGUCAACAUCGUGUUUGACAGUGACAUGGACAAAAUGAUGACAGAGAAAUACCCUGGAAUCAGACAGAUCUUGGAGAAGAAAGAUGGAUUGUUCCGGAAACAUAUGAUGGGCAAACGAGUGGACUACGCUGCACGAUCUGUCAUCUGUCCAGACAUGUACAUAGAAACCAACGAGAUUGGAAUACCCAUGGUGUUUGCCACCAAGCUGACAUACCCUCAGCCCGUCACUCCAUGGAACGUGAAGGAGCUUCGCCAGGCCGUCAUUAACGGGCCUAACAUUCACCCCGGCGCUUCCAUGGUGAUAAACGAGGAUGGCAGGAAAACCAUCCUAUCAUCCUCCAAUCUUGCACAGAGGGAAGCGGUGGCUAAGCAACUGCUGACGCCUUGUCCUGGUCCACAUAAGAUGCCAGUGAAGAUAGUGAAUCGUCAUAUCAAGAACGGAGAUGUUUUGUUACUCAACAGACAACCGACUCUGCACAGACCCUCCAUACAAGCCCACAGUGCCCGCAUCCUCCCAGGAGAGAAGGUUUUAAGGCUCCAUUAUGCAAACUGCAAGGCUUACAACGCUGACUUUGAUGGAGACGAGAUGAAUGCUCACUUCCCUCAGAGUGAGCUAGGCAGAGCAGAGGCCUACACAUUAGUCAGCACUGACCAGCAGUACCUAGUUCCUAAGGAUGGUAAACCUCUAGCAGGUCUGAUCCAGGACCACAUGGUGUCAGGAACGAGGAUGACGAUACGAGGCUGUUUCUUUACCAGAGACCAGUACACCGAGUUGGUGUACCGAGGAUUAACUGAUAAACCAGGCAGAGUGAAACUGCUGCCGCCGGCCAUCAUCAGACCUCAGCAGCUGUGGACAGGAAAGCAGGUGGUGUCCACCCUCCUACUGAACGUGAUCCCAGAGAAAGCAGUGCCUCUCAACCUGAUCGGCAAAUCAAAAAUCCCCAGUAAGGCGUGGAUCCAAGUCCCGCCACGUGCUGCUCCGGGAUACAGACCUGACAGCAUGUGUGACUCACAGGUGGUGAUCCGUCAGGGUGAGCUGCUUGUGGGGGUUCUGGACAAAGCUCACUACGGUUCCUCAGCCUAUGGUCUGGUCCACUGCUGCUAUGAGCUUUACGGAGGAGGGACCAGCGGGAAACUGCUCAGCUGUCUAGCUCGACUUUUUACCGCCUACCUGCAGCUUUACAGAGGCUUCACUUUGGGUGUGGAGGACAUCCUGGUGAAACCCGGCGCCAAUAAACGGAGGGAAAAAAUCAUCAAAGAAUCACUCAGCAUUGGCACCAAAGCCCUGCAGGCAGCCUUCAAACUGCCCUCCGACGUGGAUCAAGCUGAGGCCCAGAGCCGCUGGCAGGAUGCUCACCUCAACCCAGACCAGAGAGACUUCAGCAUAGCCGACCACAAGUUCAAAGAAGUGGCUAACCAAGUCAACAAUGAUAUCAACAAGGUGUGUAUGCCAAUUGGACUCCACACCUCUUUCCCAGACAACAACCUUCAACUGAUGGUCCAAUCAGGAGCCAAAGGAUCUACUGUGAACACCAUGCAGAUUUCAUGUCUACUAGGUCAGAUUGAGUUAGAAGGUCGUAGGCCUCCACUGAUGCCCUCUGGGAAAUUCUUGCCGUGUUUUCAACCAUAUGACCCUGCACCGGGUGCUGGGGGCUUCGUGUCUGGAAGAUUCCUCACAGGCAUCAAACCACAGGAGUUUUUCUUCCACUGUAUGGCUGGCAGAGAAGGACUGGUCGACACAGCCGUGAAAACCUCUCGAUCAGGAUACCUGCAGAGAUGCGUCAUAAAGCAUCUGGAGGGUCUGGUAGUGCAGUAUGAUCAAACGGUGAGGGACAGCGAUGGAUCCGUGGUCCAGUUUCUGUACGGUGAAGACGGGCUGGACAUCCCCAAGACUCCGUUCCUGCAGCCACGACAGUUUCCCUUCAUAGAGGACAACUAUGAGGUCAUCCAGAGAUCCCAGGGCCUGGACAAGAUUUUGGCACAUUUGGACCCUCAGGCUGCCAAUCAACACUUUGCAGCCAUCCAGCGCUGGAAGACAAAGAGAGAAGUGGCAUGUCCAAGGAGAGGAGCGUUCUUGUUGUUUGCCCAGAAGAAGAUGGCAAAACUAAAACAGACUGAACAAACAACAGGUCCAGAUGUCAAUGGCAGAAAUGCCGCUGUACAACAACUUGUACAGCAGUGGUAUUCUCUGGAUGAAGUUAGCAGAUCGAAAUACAGCAGGAGGUCCUCCCGCUGCCCCGAGCCCUCGCUAGGCUUGUUUCGGCCAGACGUCUGCUUUGGAUCGGUGUCUGAAAACUUCCAAGACAUCACAGAGAAAUUUCUGCAGAACAGAGGCAUGACGAGUCAAGGCAUGGUCGACACUCACAGCCUUCGCCAGCUGUUGCACUAUAAAUGGCAGCGUUCACUCUGUGAUCCGGGUGAAGCGGUGGGUCUGCUGGCUGCUCAGUCCAUAGGGGAGCCCUCCACCCAGAUGACCCUCAACACUUUCCACUUUGCUGGCAGAGGAGAGAUGAACGUCACUUUGGGAAUUCCUCGACUAAGAGAGAUCCUCAUGGUGGCCAGCUCCAACAUUAAAACUCCCAUGAUGAGCGUUCCAGUACUGAACAACAAGAAAGCCUUGAAGAAGGCAAAGACGCUCCGUAAGAAACUCACCAGGGUUUGUCUGGCUGAGGUUCUGCAGAAAGUGGACGUGGUUGAGUCACUGCGGGUUGAAGGCCACCAAAAGCUGCGGACGUUUAAAGUCUCCUUCCACUUCCUGCCUGCCGAGCGUUACUGUAACGAUAAGCUGCUCUCGCCUCAACAGAUCCUCCACUACAUGGAGACGAGGUUUUUCCGUCUCCUCCUUGAAGCCAUUAAGAAGCGCAGCGCCAAGCUGGCUUCCAUAGCCGUGGAGACGAGGAAAGCCACCCCUAGAGACAAUGACCACAACGGUGAUGGACCGGCUGGCACAGCAGGGUUAGACGACGGGGAAGGAGAAGAGGAGAAAGACAUUGUUGAUGACCAGGAGAACGAAGGAGAUGCUGAUGCUUCAGAUGCCAAGAGAAUAGGCAAACAGGAAGAAGAGGUGGACUAUGAGAGUGACGAGGAGGAUGGAGUUGAAGAUGCUGAAGAUAAAGAAGAUCAGGAAGAGGAGGUGGGUGAGAGUGAGGAGAAGAACACUCAGGAGGAGUCCCAGCCUGAGUGUGAAGGAGUAAGACUGGACAAGAAGAAGAAGAAGAAGAAGCGAGCAAAGAAAGGGGAAGGCGAAGAAAGAGAAGAAGAGGACAUGAGUCAGAUGAGAGUCAACUCUGUUCUGCAGUCCAACGCAGCAAUAGAGAGAUACUGCUACGACCACCAGCAUGAGCUCUGGUGUGAGUUGGACGUGGUCUUACCAGUCAGCAAGGUGCACUUUGACCUGACCUCAGUCCUGUCAACGCUGGCCCAGAACGCCGUCAUCAUGGAAACCAGGGGCCUGACUCGCUGCCUGCUGAACGAAGCCAAAACAAAGACCGGAGAGAAAGAGACGAUUCUUAACACAGAAGGAAUCAACAUGCACGAAAUGUUCAAGUACAGUGACAUCUUGAACAUCAACAGGCUGUACUCUAAUGAGGUUCAUGCCAUGGCUAACACCUAUGGGAUUGAAGUUGCUUUGAAGGUCAUAGAGAAGGAGAUCAAAGAUGUCUUUGCUGUUUACGGUAUCGAGGUUGACCCCAGACAUCUUUCCCUGGUAGCGGACUACAUGUGCUUUGAAGGUGUAUAUAAGCCCUUAAACCGACACGCCAUCAGAUCCAACUCCUCCCCUUUGCAGCAGAUGACUUUCGAGACCAGUUACAAGUUCCUCAAACAGGCGACCAUGCUGGGGUCCCACGACCAGCUAGUGUCUCCCUCGGCCUGUCUGGUAGUGGGGAAGAUCGUCCGAGGAGGAACGGGACUUUUUGAACUGAAACAACCUCUGCAGUCGGAGACGAGAGAGAAACCUCAUGAGGCCUGAGUGGAACGUCUUUGAGUUGUGCUGUCUGAAAACCCCUAUAACACACUUUCUCUGACAAAUAAAUAUAUUUUUUAUGGCAGAUCUACUUCAUGUGAUGAAUGUGGCUCAUCACAUUUUCAUGUGGUGAAGAAAAUUCCUGAAUUCAUUGUUUUAAAAAUGAAUUUAAUUCAUUCAUAGUCACGAUUCCAGUUUUUUGACAAAUGAAUGGGAUCACUGUAUCUUACUGUGAAAUUAUGCAUUGUGGGAGUUUAUAGUACAGAAACUCAACACUGCAUACACAACAAAAUGUGGUACAUGGACAAUUUAGAGGUUUUUUUUCUCACUUGUAUUUAAUAAUAAAUGUUUUCAUUUGUUUAAAUUGUAUCUUAAUCGUUUGAACAGUUUGCUUACGUCUUAAUAAAAGAUAGUUUCGUGAA